CCGUAGCAAUGAUUAGAAAUAGAGCAGGAGGCGUCAGGUGCAAGCGCCCACUAAAGGCCUUCUCGCCAUCAGAGCUCUCCGAGACUCGACUCAUUGCAGACCGUCCUCUUGGUCGUCCGCUGAGACUCCGCCAAGAUGGUGAGCGGCCGAGUUUUGGCAGUCCUAGUGACGCUUGCAGCGUUGGCAACACUGGCGUUGGCUGACCCGAGAUUCGAGCAAGAAGGAGCCCAGCGUCGGUGGGUGCGGCCCGAGGGCCAAGCGCGCCGCGUGUGCUACUAUGAGGCGUGGGCCAUCUACCGGCCCGGCGACGGCUUCUACGACAUCGAGGACAUCCCCGCCGACCUGUGCACGGACCUCAUCUACUCGUUCAUUGGACUCUCCAACGUCACGUGGGAAGUGCUCAUCCUCGACCCUGAGUACGACAUCAACCUGAACGGCUUCCGGCGGUUCGUGGCGCUGAAGGACAAGUACCCCGACAUGAAGACAAACAUCGCCGUGGGCGGCUGGGCCGAGGGCGGUAGGAAGUACUCGCAGAUGGUGAUGGUGCCCGAGAGGAGGGCGUCCUUUAUCAGGAGCGUCGUCCAGCUGCUCACCGACUACGGCUUCGACGGAUUGGACUUGGACUGGGAAUACCCCGGCGCCACAGACCGAGGAGGCCAAUAUGCCGAUAAGGACAACUUCCUUAAACUGGUGCAAGAGCUUCGCGAAGCCUUCGACACCGUAGGACUGGGCUGGGAAAUCACGUGCGCCGUGCCCGUGGCCAAGUUCCGCCUGCAGGAGGGCUACCAUGUGCCUCAGCUCUGUAGCCUGCUGGACGCCAUCCACCUGAUGACGUAUGACCUGCGGGGCAACUGGGUUGGCUUCGCAGACGUGCACUCCAUGCUGUACUCUCGGCCCGGCCUGGACGAGUGGGCCUACGAGAAGCUGAACGUGAACGACGGCGCUCUUUUGUGGGUGGAAUUCGGGUGUCCACGUGAUAAGCUGGUGGUCGGGACGCCAUUCUACGGGCGCACCUACACGCUGGGUGACCCCACCAACAACGACCUUCAUGCGCCCAUUAAGAAGUGGGAGGGAGGCGGCAAGCCCGGCCCUUAUACCAACGCCACCGGCACUAUGGCUUACUUCGAGAUCUGCCUCAUGAUGAAGGAGGACUCAGAGUGGGUCGAUCGCUACGAUGACGUCGGUCUCGUCCCAUUCACGCACAAAGGCGACCAGUGGGUGGGCUACGAGGACCCUGACAGCCUCAAGAUCAAGAUGGACUUCAUCCGCGAGCAGGGCUACCUCGGCGCCAUGACCUGGGCCAUCGACCAGGACGAUUUCCGGAACUGGUGUGGAAGGGGACAGAACCCGAUGAUGAACACCAUUUACGAUGGCAUGAAGGACUACGUGGUGCCUGUUGCUCCCACUCUUCCUCCAACCACAACAAGCCCCUGGUGGACUCCGCCAACUACUACUACCACAACACGUGAUCCCAGCAUCACCACGACCACGAGGGAUCCCAACUUGCCGACCACAACUAUGGGACCUAUUGACUGUACUGUUCAAGAAUACUGGCCGCAUCCAGACUGUGACAAGUAUUACUGGUGUUUCGAAGGCGUUCCCCACCUGGAGUACUGCCCCGCUGGCACCGUGUGGAACCAGGCCAUCAAGGCGUGUGACUGGCCGGCCAACGUGGAUACCUCCGACUGCAACAUGCCCUCGCUCUCGAUGGACGCCAGCCAGCGGCCUCUCCACAACACCAUCCCACUCAAUGUCCGGACUAAGGGGACCCCGCACUCGGGCAAGGCGCUUAAGGUUCCUCUCAACUUGGUUUCCAAGAAGUCAGCUCCGGCGAAGCCAACGCGUGUCGAGUCUUUACCUGCGAAGUCAGUUAAUACUAAACUAGUUCAUAAUAAAGCACCACCUGCUAAACCAGCACAUGAUAAGCCAGUACAUGAUAAGCCUCUUCAUGCUAAACCAGUUCGUGUUAAGCCAGCACCGGUAAAGCCACCUCAUACUAAAGCAAUCCAUGCUAAGCCAACACAGGUAAAGUCAGCUCAUAAUAAACCACCAGCAGUCGACCUAAAAGCUACCACGCCAGAACCAUCUAGCCCAGAACUUUCCAAAUCAGAACCUGCUAAGUCAGCACCACCACUAUUAAUGAAGAUGCUAAAGAAUUGAAGUUUACCAGCGAGAAUAGGACCACCAAAAGUGAGGUCUCCAAUUCCAUUUGUGAAUGAAUACAAUCGUGUCACUAUUAAAAGAUGAGAGCACUAUGUAAAAGGUGUGGUAAGAAAAGGUAAGGGAGUAAAGAUAAAUACUAAUCUUGAAGUAAAUAAAGCUAGAGAUACACAAAUCACUGGAUCAGUAGAAAAUAAUAUCAGGUUUGAGAAGACAACAAUAAUAGCAACUAUAAUAAUAACUAAUA
Messenger RNA from Penaeus indicus, 2407 nucleotides. Its product is annotated as endochitinase-like. NCBI's taxonomy places the organism in Eukaryota, Metazoa, Arthropoda, Malacostraca, Decapoda, Penaeidae. The transcript has 13 exons. Gene Ontology annotation, biological process: carbohydrate metabolic process; chitin catabolic process. The record is from RefSeq and is a predicted model, not a curated record. Gene Ontology annotation, cellular component: extracellular region. The coding region runs from base 136 to 2160 and encodes 674 amino acids. Gene Ontology annotation, molecular function: chitinase activity; chitin binding.